Messenger RNA from Vigna angularis (adzuki bean), 1413 nucleotides. RefSeq names its product galactinol synthase 1. Gene Ontology annotation, molecular function: glycosyltransferase activity. The record is from RefSeq and is a predicted model, not a curated record. Bases 104 to 1111 code for a protein of 335 amino acids. NCBI's taxonomy places the organism in Eukaryota, Viridiplantae, Streptophyta, Magnoliopsida, Fabales, Fabaceae. The transcript has 4 exons.
UACCUCCUCCAUUUUCCACCAUCACAACUUCAAUAAUCCUCUUUGUUAUUCUCUCACUCUCUCUCUCUAAGCACUUAACUUCUUUCUACCACUUUCACCAAACAUGGCCCCUGAGCUUGUACCCACCGUCACAAAAUCCACUGCCUCCUUCACCAGCCCUACCACCCUGCCACCACGUGCUUAUGUCACAUUCCUUGCCGGAAAUGGUGACUACGUAAAAGGGGUGGUUGGUCUUGCCAAAGGCUUGAGAAAGGUCAAAACAGCCUACCCACUGGUGGUGGCUGUCCUUCCUGACGUGCCAGAAGAGCACCGUAAGAUUCUUAAAUCUCAGGGCUGUAUCGUCCGUGAGAUUGAACCCGUUUACCCACCAGAAAAUCAGACCCAGUUCGCUAUGGCUUAUUACGUCAUCAACUAUUCCAAGCUCCGUAUAUGGGAGUUUGUAGAAUACAGUAAGAUGAUAUACUUGGACGGAGACAUUCAAGUGUUUGAGAAUAUAGACCACUUAUUUGACCUACCUGACGGUCAGUUUUAUGCUGUGAUGGACUGUUUCUGCGAGAAGACAUGGAGUCACACUCCUCAGUACAAGGUUGGGUAUUGUCAGCAGUGUCCAGAAAAGGUGCAGUGGCCCACUGAAUUGGGCCAGCCCCCUGCUCUUUAUUUCAACGCCGGCAUGUUCGUGUUUGAACCUAGCAUGGCCACUUACCACGACUUACUGAAAAGGUUGAAAGUCACUACUCCCACAUCGUUUGCAGAGCAGGACUUCUUGAACAUGUACUUCAAGGACAUUUAUAAGCCAAUUCCUCUGACCUACAACCUUGUUCUCGCCAUGCUUUGGCGUCACCCAGAAAAUGUUAACCUUGAGGAAGUCAAGGUUGUUCACUACUGUGCAGCGGGGUCAAAGCCUUGGAGAUAUACUGGAAAAGAAGAAAAUAUGCAGAGGGAGGACAUAAAGAUGCUGGUCCGUAAAUGGUGGGAUAUCUACAACGAUGCUUCGCUUGAUUACAAGCCAUUAGGAGCAAGUGAAGCUUCAGUAGAUGGUGUUGACAUGGAACCAUUGGGACAUCUAUCAAAGGUUGUUCAACGUGUUCUUGCUGCACCUUCAGCAGCUUAGAUGCAGGGAGUGAUCGUGCAUUGCUUUUGAAAGGACCUCGCCACCAUCUUCAUCUUCGAUGUGCAUUUUAUUUUCUAAAAGACCUUUUUUUUUCUCAAUCUUUGUUUUUUUUUCUUUGAUCCAGCUUCUGUUAAAAAAGAGGUGGGGUCUGUUCAUAAUUGUCUGGAUCUGGUUUUUGUCCACACAAUGUUAAUUAUGUAUAUUUCUGCUGUCACCGUUUAUUGUAUGGACAUCGUCAUUGUAAUACUUUUAGGGCAAUGCUUAAUGAUGAAGGCAAAAUGAUAUGUCCAUUUUUAUGGUCA